Molecule: messenger RNA, 2752 nt
Organism: Cryptomeria japonica (Japanese cedar)
Lineage: Eukaryota; Viridiplantae; Streptophyta; Pinopsida; Cupressales; Cupressaceae
Product: eukaryotic peptide chain release factor subunit 1-3
Exons: 4
Coding region: 823-2136 (437 amino acids)
Biological process (GO): cytoplasmic translational termination
Cellular component (GO): translation release factor complex; cytosol
Molecular function (GO): sequence-specific mRNA binding; translation release factor activity, codon specific
Source: RefSeq, a predicted model, not a curated record
AAAAGACCAAAAAAAAAUUGAAAGAAAGACAGUGCAUUUUCUGCACUUUCAUUCUAGAACUUGAUGCUAUCAAGAACAGCCGGACAGUUAUGAAACCACUCUUGCGGACUACUCUUGAGCCUUUUUCUCUGCUCUAAUUGAGUCCUUAUUUCUUAUUUUUGCUGUUCUUAACCAAAGGAGUGAUGUCGUUUAGAGGGUUGACAACAGAAGUUAGGCCGAUCAAUGUUUUCCUUAUUUAGUCGGACCUGGCGGAGGCAGAAAUCGAAGAGGUGCUGGGGAUCGAUUAUAUUAAACUUGACAUGACAGGCCGAGUAAACUGUGAAGUGGGGUUCUGUUUCUUGUCAAAUUCGCUGUGGCUGGUGAAGAAAAAGGAGGCUGAGAUGCCGGUGGUGGCUUGUCUAGCGAGGACACAGUACAAAAGUAACUUGGAAGAGAUGUUGGAGCUUCAUUGCGGUAUCCAGCUGUACAAGUUCCCAUCUUGGGUCUUGAGUUUAGGGAUCUUGUGUUCUUGGGUUCAUUCGAAAAGCUUGAAAAGCGGUUCCUGGCUUUUACCAGACAAGUGAGGUCGAUGCAUGGUUUGCUUACGAACGGUGAUUUGAACGAAAACUAUAUGGAGUUUGAGUUUGGCAGUUUGGAGCAGCCCAUUAUUACCACGCUGCCUGUUUCUGAACCAGACAGAGUUGCCACAGCAAAGAAAGUGACAACUGCACUUCUGCAGAUUGCAGGUUUCCUGGACCAGUGGCGCAGGAUAGGACUUUCAGGCGCCACAGGGGUUUUUCAGGUGUUGAAAGCUCCCUUGAGUAAAACGGGCAUCUUUUAAAAAUGGCAGAUGGCCAAGAAACUGAUAAGAACAUUGAGGUAUGGAAGAUCAAAAAAUUAAUAAAAACCUUGGAGUCUGCCACAGGUAGCGGUACAAGUAUGAUAUCUUUGGUAAUUCCUCCAAGGGAUCAGAUAUCCCGUGUUUCAAAAAUGCUUGGCGAUGAGUUAGGAACUGCAUCAAACAUUAAGAGCAGGGUUAACCGACAAUCAGUUUUAGGAGCAAUAACUUCUGCACAGCAAAGGCUGAAGCUUUACAGCAAGGUCCCACCUAAUGGUUUAGUGCUUUAUACAGGAACUAUUAUCACAGAAGACGGAAAGGAAAAGAAAGUAACACAUGCUUUCGAACCUUUUAAGCCCAUAAAUUCAUCAUUGUAUCUUUGUGAUAGUAGAUUCCACACAGAGGCCCUGAAUGAACUUCUUGCAUCUGAUGAGAAGUUUGGAUUUAUAGUUAUGGAUGGCAAUGGCACUCUUUUUGGAACCUUGAGUGGUAACACUCGUGAAGUGCUUCACAAGUUCAGUGUAGAUCUGCCUAAGAAGCAUGGAAGAGGAGGACAAUCGGCUUUGCGUUUUGCACGUCUUCGAAUGGAGAAGCGCCACAAUUAUGUUCGGAAAACAGCAGAGCUAGCAACUCAGUUCUACAUCAAUGCUGCCACCAAUCAACCAAAUGUCGCUGGUUUGAUCUUGGCAGGAUCUGCAGAUUUUAAGACUGAAUUAAGCCAAUCUGAUAUGUUUGAUGCCAGGCUUCAGGCAAAGAUACUUAACAUUGUUGAUGUAUCAUAUGGUGGAGAGAAUGGAUUUAAUCAAGCUAUUGGACUAUCUGCUGAAAUUCUAGGAAAUGUCAAGUUUCUUCAAGAAAAGCAUUUGAUAGUGAAAUAUUUUGCAGAAAUAAGCCAGGAUACAGGUAAGUAUGUAUUUGGUAUUGAUGAUACUUUAAAGGCACUGGAAAUGGGAGCUGUUGAAACACUGAUUGUGUGGGAGAGCCUAGAUAUCAACAGAUAUACAGUACAGAAUAGUGUGACUGGUGAUACUCUCAUCAAGUACUUAAACAGAGAGGAAGAGCUUGAUGUAAAAACUUUCAGGGAUCCAAACUCAGGAGCAGAGUUGGAAGUUAAAGACAAAAUGCCCUUGUUGGAGUGGUUUGCUAAUGAAUACAAAAAAUUUGGCUGCAACCUUGAAUUUGUGACUAAUAAAUCACAGGAAGGCUCUCAGUUCUGCAGAGGAUUUGGUGGUAUUGGUGGGAUCCUAAGAUAUCAGCUAGAUUUGCGAACCUUUGAUGAGCAGUCUGAUGAAGAGGAUGUCUAUGAAGAAUCUGAAUGAGAAUUGAUUCAUACUUAUCUUGAGCAUGGCAGCUGGAGCUCAGAAACAUGCAUGGGGUGUUCAACAGUUUUGAAUUCGAGAUUAUGCAAAUUUGUCUUGGCAACUGGUCUUAUACAAGUGCAAGCUGGAAACAAUCUUUGGAAUUAAGGAAUCAGGUCCCUACGGGGAUUCUACAGAUAAUAGGACUGUCUCAAACCAGUAGGCUUAUCAGCGUUGGCUGGGGUUCGCUGGAGAAAAUGGCCUUGGAUUGAAAAUUGAGACCAUCAGCUCUAUGAUAAAUGCAAAAGUAUUGUAUUAGAGUAGCUGUGUUUCACCAAUUUGAACCUGGUACUUGUCAUCUCGUCAUCUCGUCAUCUAUGUCGCAUAUUGAUAUAUGUUGGAGGUUGUGCGUGUUAUUGAACCAGACAUGAAGUCUAGAGAUUAGACUUGGUUAAAAUGUUUCCUAUGAACAGACCAUCUGAUAUACUUUAUGGUAUAAGGAUAUGAUAUUAGUGAAAAUAAGACUCCCUUCUAUCUUCAAGAGAUCUCGGAUACUCUGCUAAUAAUACUGAACCGGUAUUUACAGCAAAUCCAUGUUCCACCUCGAAUGUUUUUUUAAAAUGCAUGCUUUUCUAGA